CCGCUCUACUACUCAUCAAAACUACUCAUCUUCUUGAUAAUUUUUCACUGGUAGUUUAUUUGAGAUUAGAAUUUUUUGACGUUUAAUGAAAGGUUAUCGUGACUGGAAACUUUUCAAAUCUUCAAUUUCUUUCAGAAAAGUUACAUAUACCAAUUCAAAAUGAGUUUCUCAAUGCCCCCUGUGAAAUGUAAGCCUGAGACACCUCUUACAACUUGCAAAAAACAUAGGGAAUAUGAAGUUGCAGAUGUAAUGUUGAAUGGAUUGGCAAACACACAGGCUUGUGCAGAUGUUCCACAUCCCUUGAUGCUUUCUGAACAAAACUAUUCAAAACAUCGUCACAACCUAGAUAUGACUAUUCUCCGUAACACUCAAGGAUUACAUGCUCCUUUGAGAAUUGGAAUGGAACUCAAAGCAGCCAAAAAGAUUGGCCAUCUUCCAUUUUUGCCAUCCUCUAAUUUAAUGCUGAAUACUCUGAAGGGAAGAGAUGUUGAUAUUGGACCUGAAGACAUUUUCAACCAACCAGAGUUCAAUGAAGUUAUGGGGCAACCACAUGCUAUGGUGGAAAGAUCACUUGGAUUACUUUAAGAUAGAUUUAAGCAUAUUCAUUAUAUUUUCUGAUUCAAUAAAAUCAUUAAAAUAUAAAACUAA
This is a messenger RNA of Coccinella septempunctata (seven-spotted ladybird), 648 nucleotides long. RefSeq names its product proteasome maturation protein (gene Pomp). Lineage: Eukaryota; Metazoa; Arthropoda; Insecta; Coleoptera; Coccinellidae. The transcript has 3 exons. Gene Ontology annotation, biological process: proteasome assembly. The coding region runs from base 160 to 585 and encodes 141 amino acids. The record is from RefSeq and is a predicted model, not a curated record. Gene Ontology annotation, cellular component: nucleus; cytoplasm.